GCCACGGCUGAAAUCGGACGUAUUGACUCGAAACACAAGUGCGUGCGCGUUCUAUGCGCCCAAAAUUAAAGGUAGUUUAUUUUUUGGCAUUACCUUGAAACUGGGUGAAAAUAUAUACUAAGUGGCAAGUGAAAAAAGAUAAUAUAAAGUGAAAAUUCUUACAAUUCCUCUGUAUUUUUCAAGAAAAUUUAGCAACAACAGCAACCACAACAAAUUGAAAAGUGUUAAAACAAAAAGAAUAUCUGGAAAAUCUAUUAAAAGUUAAUUCAUAAAAAAAAUAUUGAGAAAAAAUUGUAUCCAAAACCAAUCAGUGAUAGUUGCCUUGAUUAUGAAUGCUGCUUCAUAGUAUCGAGUUUAAAUACAUCCACCCAUCCAUAUAUGAUUGGAUUUAAGUGUGUGCAUGUGUAAAUAUUGCCAAUGAAAAAUAUUCAAUAUUUUGAAAAAAUAAUAAUAUCCAAAUAAUACUAAAUUCAAUAGAAUACCCAUCAAUAGAAGCGUGAAAGUGAAAAAUCGUACAAAAGUGUAGUGUAGUGAAGUGAGUUAGUGUGUACACAAAAAAGGCCAAUACCGAAAAAUGUGUAAUACAUUUCCAGGCGCAACGAUUCAAAUCGCAAGUGUAUUAAAUGUGUAUAUUCUACGCUAAAAACAACAACAACAAAACGUCACAAUAAGAACAACAACAAAAGUAGAAGCAGCAAGGAAUUGUUAGUGGAAAUAAAAUUUAAAUAACCAAAUUUUCAACAAUAGCUAAGUGGAGAACACAAAAGUGAUAAUAAUUCGCCACGAAAAAUAAAUGUUAUCCAGAAGAGUUAAAUACAAUUGUGGAAUAUAAAAAAAUUGGACAGUCUUCAGAGAAGAGAAAACAAUAAAACCAUAUUUGAGAUUCUGUGAAUGCAUCGUGUGGAAAAAACAUCAGAUAUCAUUGUGACCAAUUUCAUCAUUUCCAUUUGGACAAAGGACUCAGUCUGUCUUCACUCGGCGAGAAUAGCGGAAAAACUGUUCCAGUUCCAGCAACAAGUAUUACUGUCAUAGAGUAUUCGAGGAUAUACAUAUGUGUGUAAAAUACAUCUGUGAUUUAAGCUAAAGAAUUCUACGAAAAUAAAGCUGUAGCAGAACAAAAGACACAAUCGCAGUACAAACGUCCGUCAAUACCAAACUUAAAAACAGUUUUUAGUUACAAGAAGCAAGCAAAACUAAUUCGUCUGCAUCAGAAUUUAUUGACUUGGCUGUUGUUACGAAAAGAAGAAACAAUAGAUGAAAUGUAGCGCGGAUCUAUGGUCGGCGAACGUGAUAGAGACCGUGAAACGGUACGCUGGGAAACGGGUGCAUCAACACCACCGACCCAAUACAAUAAUGGAGCAUUACAAAUGGUGGGACAAUUGCAUGGUGGACAGGCUACAAGCCAACAACAAUUGCAGCAGCAGCAACAGCAACAACAAUUGCCAAUACAACGUGAUCAACAACAGCCGCCACAGCAAAUUUUGCAAAAACACAAACAACUGCAACAGCUGCAACAGGACUACAAUUAUCAGCAGCAGCAGCAGCAACAACAACAGCAGCAGCAAUCCAACAACUGGAUCGAAAACGAAACACUUGGACGCAACAGUGCAACAUCAACCACAACAACGGCGAACAUCGGAGACGGCUGUGAUAAUCAGCCCUACUACGACACCAGCGGGAAUGUCGAUUGGAGCCGGGCGAUGGGAACCGGUGGAACUGGUGCAUACAUUAGCGGCGAUGGAUCUCUCCCAACAGCUGGCAGUGUUGUUUAUAACGUUGGCCAAAGUCCUGCAAACGGCCGAGGGCCCCACCACCAUCCCGGCGCCCCUCUUACUGGCAACCUGGAUUAUAUUGAUGGUGGCAGCAUUGCUGGCGCAUCCGCCGCAACUACGCACACUGCUGGCGGUAUGCAGGGCGGAACUUCAAUCGCUUCGGUUGGUUGGGCGUCGGACGCUACAAACGCUCCGCCGCCAACUACCACCGCCGUCACAACUGCAACAUCGGCUUCAGGUACUGGCAAAGAGGUUCGCUACGCGCCGUUCCCCAUCACGUCGCCGACACACUCGAAUCCCACGACUUCCCAGUUGCAACAGGGCCAAAUCAAUGCCGGCGCCCUCCAGCGGACACAUUCCAGAUCAAUGUCCUCCAUCCCGCCUCCGGAACCUUUUAUGAUAGCACAGUCGAAGCAAAUGAACAGUCGCGUCUCCAUUAACGUCGGCGGAGUCAAACACGAAGUCCUGUGGCGCACACUCGAACGCCUUCCCCACACGCGCCUCGGACGUCUGCGUGAAUGUACCACACACGAGGCCAUCAUCGAACUCUGCGACGACUAUUCGUUGGUGGACAACGAAUAUUUCUUUGAUCGCCACCCCAAAAGCUUCAGUUCCAUUCUAAAUUUCUAUCGCACCGGUAAAUUGCACAUUGUCGACGAGAUGUGUGUGCUCGCCUUCAGCGAUGACCUCGAAUAUUGGGGCGUCGAUGAGCUCUACUUGGAGUCGUGCUGUCAACACAAGUACCACCAGCGCAAGGAGAACGUACACGAGGAGAUGCGCAAGGAAGCCGAAUCGUUGCGCCAGCGCGACGAGGAAGAAUUCGGCGAAGGUAAAUGUGCCGAAUACCAAAAGUACUUGUGGGAGUUGCUCGAGAAGCCGAACACUAGUCUGGCAGCGAGGGUUAUCGCUGUGAUAUCCAUAUUGUUUAUAGUCCUGUCUACCAUAGCCCUGACGUUGAACACCCUACCACAAUUACAACAUUAUGACGUUGAUGCGGGUACACCAACUGAUAAUCCACAAUUGGCUAUGGUUGAGGCCGUUUGUAUAUCGUGGUUUACACUAGAGUAUAUACUUAGGUUUAGUGCGUCGCCUGACAAGUGGAAAUUUUUCAAAGGCGGCCUAAAUAUAAUCGAUCUAUUGGCAAUACUCCCCUAUUUUGUUUCACUGUUCCUCUUGGAGACAAACAAGAAUGCAACGGACCAGUUCCAGGAUGUGCGCCGGGUGGUGCAAGUAUUCCGCAUCAUGCGCAUCCUGCGAAUCCUUAAGCUGGCCCGUCACUCAACGGGCCUGCAGUCGUUAGGCUUUACGCUACGCAAUUCAUAUAAGGAACUCGGUCUACUAAUGCUGUUCCUGGCUAUGGGCGUUCUCAUAUUUUCUUCGCUGGCAUAUUUUGCCGAAAAGGAUGAAAAGGAUACAAAAUUCGUUUCAAUACCGGAAACAUUUUGGUGGGCGGGUAUUACAAUGACAACUGUUGGCUACGGGGACAUCUAUCCCACUACUGCACUGGGAAAGGUUAUUGGUACUGUGUGUUGCAUAUGCGGUGUUCUGGUAAUCGCUUUGCCUAUUCCCAUCAUAGUUAACAAUUUCGCUGAAUUUUAUAAGAAUCAGAUGCGACGCGAGAAGGCGCUCAAGCGGCGCGAGGCGCUCGAUCGUGCCAAACGAGAGGGUAGCAUUGUUUCUUUCCAUCAUAUCAAUCUGAAAGAUGCCUUUGCCAAAUCCAUGGAUCUCAUCGAUGUCAUUGUCGAUACAGAAAAGCGCGAAAGUCGCUCUAGAUCCAUAAAAAAUUGGCACCGUUUAACAAAAGCCCUACGACGAUCGUUACCCACAGGGCACAACCUCUCGCAGACGGAUGGGAAUAGCACAGAAGGCGACUCGACCAGUGGACGAAACCCGGCAACAACAGGGAUCGGUUGCUAUAAGAACUACGAUCAUGUCUCUAAUCUAAGAAACUCGAAUGCACCACAUCAUCAUGGAUCAUCUAUACCCGAUCAACAGGACGCUGUGCCGCCAUACACGUUCGAUAACCCGAAUGCAAGGCAAACAUCAAUGAUGGCAAUGGAAAGCUAUCGACGUGAGCAGCAGGCAUUACAGCAGCAGCAGCAAGAGCAGUUAGGCAACACCGCCAAGUCUGCAGCCUUGGCACUGACUUCUUCAAACGCAAUUACAACCGCCAAUAGCGGACCAAGUGCAGCCAAUAACCAAACACAGCAGCAGUCGAGUACUGCUGGUGACGAAGGUACGGGUUCCAAUGUCCAAGCCUCGGGUGGUGGCGGUGAUGACGAAAAUGGACCACCCUCAAUGCUACCCGUACAAAUGAUGAUUAAGCCAGGGGAAGUGGCGGAAUUGCGACGUCAGGUGGCGCUAGAAAAUUUGCAAAAUCAACGACUGGACAACUACGACCAGGAUGUACCGGUGGAAUUCGAAUGCUGUUUUUGCACAUCAAAGGACUUCAAGGAAUUUACAGAUGCCGAAGGUGUGAUAUCACUUCCAACAUCGGACUUCCAUAAGCCGAUCUGUUAUGAGAUGCGACAAGCGGCUAAUCGCCAGUUGCAACAAACUCUUCCAUUUGGCGGCUUUCCAAUUGCGGCCUCACCACCUUCUGUGCCGGCCAUACCGCCAGCAUCGGCGGCAGCUUUCAUAUCCAAUCAAUUACAAAUGGGCAGCGGUGGCAUUGUGACCGCUUCCACGGGUACAACACAAAGCGAGCUACUGUAUUCGGCCGGCAGCGGAGGUGUUGUGCGAACGUCACUGCCAUACACUGCCACCGGUGGCCUUGCGCCCAUAUCGCAAUCCUCGUCGACGUCAUCGUCGUACGGCACCACGACAUCGACCACCAUCGCGCUGCCAUUAGACACGACUCUGAGAUAUCCGCCGUAUGUGAGCAGCAGUUCCACUGUCAUCAGUAAUUUCAAUCACAAUUACAAUAACAAUUUCAACACAACAUCUCUGGGAACUUGCCAUCCGCUGCCAAUGAGCACCAGCCAACAAGGUGUGACAGCACUGGGGAACAAUUUCAGCAACAAUAAUUUGAAUAACAAUUUCAAUAAUAACAAUGCCGAUCUGGCAAGCGUAGAUAGUUCGGACACCUAUGCCAGUUGUCAAACCCACCCAUUCUUGUCACAAGGCGACCUCACGUCCGAUCUGAACGACGAGGUGUGUGCCCUGGACAUUGAUAUGGAUAAUUUGUAUAUAAAUCCACUGGAAAAAGACUCGGCUGGUAACACAACUACCGGUUAUAUGGUGGGUCUACCGCCGACGCCAUCUUCGGGCCAGAUACGGGCCCAUGUGAAAAAGAGCGCAUCUGGUGAUACGGCUUUGCGAAAUUUGGCAGCUGGUGGUCUAAGUCCCAUGGAUGAUGUCUAUCAAAAUUUCGACGCUCAUGAUCGCGGCAGUCACAUAAGCCUCAAUGAGAAUCCAGUGCCAAAGCAUCGCAAGACGCGAUUCCAACAGAGUUUCUCGGCAGCAGCAAUGCCAUCCUCGUCGUCCACCUCACAUUCCACCGUCGGCCCGAUGCAAAUGUCCAAGCCACGAGCCCGUUUCGAAGACUCGAAACUGUCGCAGGAGAACAUCGGCAGCGAUAGCAGUCCGGCCAGUACCACGACCAGUAAAAAGAAGCGUUCAUCGUUUAUGCCCGGCAAGAGUUUAGCCACUGCCACCAAACUAAUAAAUCAGCAUCUUUUCGGCAUACAAAAUGUUGGACCCAAAGCCAAAUUUGAAAGUAAACAUUCCUCAUCGAUAGAAUCAAUAGAUGCAUCGCCGAAUUUGGAGCAUCAUCGCCGCUCGAAAUCAAUACUCAAGAACAAAUCGGAUGUGUCACGUGUGCUGGCGGAUCCGGAAAGUGAACGUCUAUUGGCGGACAACAUGUCUGGUUCAGGUGUCUCUGACAAUGGCACAGUAAUGGGCGAAUCAGGCAGUGAUUACUCACCGAAUAAAUUACCUCAUUCAGUUUUAGCUAAGUCAAUAUCCCCACCACCCCUUAGGCAUCGAACCCUAAUGCAACAACGCUCAGGCCCGGCCACGUUACAAUCAAAGCCGACCAAAUUCCAGACGCCUCGCUACCCAGCGGAGGAGCAAGCUCUGCGACAAGUUAAGCCGGUGCUGUCCCGUGCUGGCGCCGCUUCACAUCUGUCAGGAGACAGUCGUUAUGACUCAACGAAUAGAGACAGUAGUUUAGAUUCUGAAACAACAUUUACAUCGAAUGUUAAUUUACGCGGUGAAACUGCGGAUAGUGGUAAUGAUGGCAGCGGUGAUGCUGGCGGCUCCAGUGACGAGAAUCGUUCGUUACUGCAACGUGAUAACUCCAAUGAACGCCACGAUGACAAAGAGGACGCCAAUGGCUCGAAGGCGUAGCAAUUAAUUCAUUCUAAAUCGAAAAGGGAAUAAAGUCCAUUGCAAGGCCAAGGAGGGAGUAGCCAUCAAUGACCCCAUCAAAACUAAACAAAACAAAAACAUACAAAUUAAAACACAAUUUGAAAUGUCUAACAGAAUGUGAAUAUUGAAAAGCAAUGAACAGUAUUUUAGUCUGAUUAAAUGUUUAUUUUUACUUACAGAAAUAAUUCUUUAAAACCAAAACCAAAAAACAACAACUACAACUAUUGUAAAAACAAAAUUGAUAUACCUAACUAUCUAUACAAUAUUUACUAUAUCCUUAAAUAGAGAAUCCCACUAGCAAUCAGCCAACAACCAAACAACAGACAUACAAAACAACCAACCGCAAACCACAAACCUAUUGGGAAAGUGUAAAAAUGUAGUUAAGCUUGAAAUAUUGGUAACAAACAAACAGACAAACAAACUGUACCGGAACCUAAAACGAAACAAUGAAAAAACAAUCUUAAAUCAAUUUUCAAAAAUUAUACAGCUUCACUGUUUUUUAUACAUGUAUGUACUCUGUCAACUAAGAAGAACAAGAAAAAAAGAAUUGAAAAACCAAAAAAAAAGUUAUGUCUUCAUAUUUCUAUAUAUACACCGAAAUAACACUAAAACGUCCUCAAAGAACAAAACAAAACAAAAAGCCACAAGUCCAAAUUGAAAUUAAGGAAAACUGAUCGAGUGGAUAACAAACUUUACAACUCACAUAGAAGCCUCUCUAAAACAUAAAACAUGCAUAAAGUCAAGCCGAUGAAAUAUUGUUCCAAGUUUAUUCGUUUUACCCACUUUUCCCCCAGCCUUGGAUGAUUUUUUUUUCAAAUAAUUGCAGCUAUAUUUUAUGGCUAUGAAUUCUGCGACAAUUCGUUUU
Musca domestica (house fly) is the source of this 7008-nucleotide messenger RNA. It is a transcript of the gene Shab, whose product is annotated as potassium voltage-gated channel protein Shab. Gene Ontology annotation, biological process: potassium ion transmembrane transport; protein homooligomerization. The record is from RefSeq and is a predicted model, not a curated record. NCBI's taxonomy places the organism in Eukaryota, Metazoa, Arthropoda, Insecta, Diptera, Muscidae. Gene Ontology annotation, molecular function: protein binding; delayed rectifier potassium channel activity. Gene Ontology annotation, cellular component: voltage-gated potassium channel complex; membrane. The transcript has 13 exons. The coding region runs from base 1275 to 6122 and encodes 1615 amino acids.